CAUCAACAAAACGCAAGACACUCGCGUCAACUUCAUUAUAAUCAUUUAGUCAAACAAUAAUCAUGGCGGCUAUAGAUGUCCAACCACCAAAAAUGGAGCCCGCAUUACGUACCCUUAAACUGUCAGGGCAUGUCGGAUUCGACAGCUUGCCUGAUCAGUUGGUGAACAAAAGUGUUCAAAAUGGAUUCGUGUUUAACAUCCUGUGCAUUGGUGAAACAGGGUUGGGCAAGUCCACACUCAUGGACUCUCUUUUCAACACCAACUUUGAGUCCGCACCUAGUCCACACAACCUGCCCACUGUGAAGCUAAAGGCUCAUACAUACGAGUUACAGGAGAGCAAUGUGAGACUUAAGUUGACAAUCUGCGACACAGUCGGCUACGGAGACCAGGUCAAUAAGGAGGAUAGUUUCAAGGCAGUGGUAGAUUACAUUGAUGCCCAGUUCGAGGCAUACCUGCAGGAGGAGCUGAAAAUUAAAAGGUCACUGGGGGGCUACCACGACAGUCGCCUGCAUGUGUGUCUGUACUUCAUUUGCCCUACAGGUCACGGUCUCAAGUCUAUCGACCUGGUGUGCAUGAAGAAGCUGGAUACCAAAGUCAAUAUAAUACCCAUUAUAGCCAAGGCGGACACAAUCUCUAAGACUGAACUACAAAAAUUCAAGUCAAAAAUAAUGCAAGAGCUUCAAGCGAACGGUGUGGAGAUAUACCAGUUUCCAGUGGACGAUGAGUCCGUCUCCGAGACCAACUCCAGCAUGAACUCGCACAUACCGUUCGCAGUGGUGGGCAGUACUGACUUCGUCAAGAUUGGCAACAAGACGGUGCGCGCCAGGCAGUACCCCUGGGGUACUGUGCAAGUCGAGAACGAGUCCCACUGCGACUUUGUGAAGCUGCGCGAGAUGCUGAUCCGCACCAACAUGGAGGACAUGCGCGAGAAGACGCACGCGCGGCACUACGAGCUGUACCGCCGCCGCCGGCUACAGCAGAUGGGCUUCACGGACGUGGACGCUGAUAACAAGCCCGUGUCCUUCCAGCAGACGUUCGAACAGAAGCGCAGCGCGCACCUCGCCGAGCUGCAGCAGAAGGAAGACGAGAUGCGGCAGAUGUUCGUGCAACGCGUCAAGGAGAAGGAGGCUGAACUCAAGGAAGCCGAGAAAGAGCUCCACACCAAAUUUGACAAGCUGAAAAAAGAUCACACAGACGAAAAGAAGCGGCUCGAAGAACUUCGCAAGAAGAUAGAAGAUGACACCAUCGAGUUCAACAGACGCAAGCAGCAUAAUUUGCAGUCGCACCACACACUCACACUCGGCAAGAGUAAGAAGAAGUAAUCGGAUAUACUAUUCCUUUCUCCUGCGAGCCUGGU
Molecule: messenger RNA, 1357 nt
Organism: Achroia grisella
Lineage: Eukaryota; Metazoa; Arthropoda; Insecta; Lepidoptera; Pyralidae
Gene: Septin2
Product: septin-2
Exons: 9
Coding region: 63-1322 (419 amino acids)
Biological process (GO): cytoskeleton-dependent cytokinesis
Cellular component (GO): cell division site; microtubule cytoskeleton; septin ring
Molecular function (GO): molecular adaptor activity; GTP binding; GTPase activity
Source: RefSeq, a predicted model, not a curated record